UAUCGUAAGUUGUAACUUGUAUUCAUGAAAGAAACUUACGAUGCGAGAUGUUGUAAAUAUUGUCAUAGACUUACGACUGCUCGAGGCCUGUCGUAAGUUGCAAAGUUACUAUCGCAAAUAUGGCGGCAGCGCUAAUGUUGAGAGAAAAUGAUAGAUUUUUUAGACGAGAACGAGUAUUUCUAGAUAGAUCUAACCCCCUAGAUAGGCCUGAUGACUUUUUAUUGAGGGCAUACAGAUUUCCGAGGCAUAAAAUAAUUGAGCUGUGCAAUGAACUUAGACCAGAUUUAGAGAAGGCAACUCUUAGGUCUCAUAGUAUUCCUGUGGAACUGCAAGUUUUGUCUGCUUUGCGUUUUUAUGCAAGUGGUAGUUUCCAGAAUGUCAUUGGGGAUGUAUUUGGAUUGAGCCAACCAAGUAUCAGCAGAUGUAUAAGUGAUGUUACAGACGCUUUAGUUAGAAGGAUAAAUCAGUACAUAAAGUUCCCAGAUGAAGCCGAAAGAAGAACGAAUAAAAGUGACUUUUACAAGAUAGCGCAUUUUCCGAAUGUAGUGGGUGUCAUUGAUGGUACUCAUAUACCAAUCAAGGCGCCCAAUGACAAUGAAUAUCAGUAUGUAAACAGAAAGAAUUUUCAUUCAAUAAACGUUCAGUGUAUAUGUGAUGCCAACUUCAAAAUUAUCAACGCUGUCUUCAGGUGGCCCGGCAGUACACAUGAUUCCUAUAUCUGGAAUAACUCACAAAUUUGCAGGCAGUUUGAAGAAGGUGACAUAGCUAAUGGCUGGCUCUUAGGUAAGUCAAUAUUAUAUUAG
Molecule: messenger RNA, 803 nt
Organism: Mytilus trossulus (common blue mussel)
Lineage: Eukaryota; Metazoa; Mollusca; Bivalvia; Mytilida; Mytilidae
Product: putative nuclease HARBI1
Exons: 1
Coding region: 120-803 (227 amino acids)
Source: RefSeq, a predicted model, not a curated record